GCUCUGAAGCUUCAAGAUUUGUCGAAUGCGUGUCACUUUGGGUCAGAAACUGCGCCAAGGUCCGAACCGACACCGAUGUGUAUGCCCCGAUUACGCUUUGUUCUAGGCUCAGAAAUGAGUAAUAUACACUCUCGGCAGCAUGCAUCGCUGACUACUCCAGAUUUGAGAGAUGUCGAGAAAGUUGCGAUUGACUCUAUGGGUUCUGUGACAUCGGAAAGCAGCCAGCUGGAUCUCCUCGCCCCUUCACCUUAUCCAGCCUUGUCGUCCACUUCAAAGAGCUUGCUCGCUAUGGAAGAUUCGCCUGUACAGAUGCGACAGCGCCUUGUGCAUUGACAGACAAGAUUUCAAGAUGGCAAGAUGAGAAGAUGGAUGUCCAUGCAGAGUUUCGUACUUCCACAAGCCACUUAGUCACACUGAUCAGGUCAACUCUUGAUCCUUGCCCCAUCGAAUGUGAGUCAACAUGCAUGAUUAUUCUCGGAUGUGAAGUGACUUCAAGUCGCAUGGAUUGGGAUCACGAUCACUAUGUAUGUACUAUCAACAAGCUACCUGGGAAACCUGUCGUUAGCUGCCGGUAAUUGUGUUGUAGAGAUACCUACCUUCCAGAUAUGCAGUUGACGAACAAAGUAAGGCCUAAUAACACAAACACCAAUUUGAGC
Protomyces lactucae-debilis is the source of this 656-nucleotide messenger RNA. RefSeq lists its product as uncharacterized. Bases 76 to 333 code for a protein of 85 amino acids. NCBI's taxonomy places the organism in Eukaryota, Fungi, Ascomycota, Taphrinomycetes, Taphrinales, Protomycetaceae. The transcript has a single exon. The record is from RefSeq and is a predicted model, not a curated record.